CUGCGUCCCUGGCUGGCGGCGAUGGCGGCGGCUGCGUCCCUGGCGCCGGAGGAGCUGCUGCCCGCGGGCGGCCCGGGCAAGGCCGAGGAGCUGGAGGACGAGCUGGAGGAGGAAGACGACGACGAGGAGCUGGACGAGACGCUGGCGGAGCGGCUGUGGGGGCUGACCGAGAUGUUCCCGGAGAGCGUCCGCUCGGCGGCCGGAGCCACUUUCGACCUGUCACUGACGGUCGCGCAGAAGAUGUACAGGUUCUCCAGGGCAGCUCUGUGGAUCGGGACCACCUCCUUCAUGAUUCUGGUUCUUCCCGUUGUCUUUGAAACUGAAAAACUGCAGAUGGAGCAGCAGCAGCAGCUGCAGCAGCGACAGAUACUCCUUGGACCCAACACAGGGCUCUCAGGGGGAAUGCCCGGGGCCCUGCCGCCUCUCUCUGGAAAGAUCUAAUCUGCAGAAGCUGCGUUGGAUUCGUGUUGUAUGGGAAGACCUUGAGAUCAUGAUAUACUGAACUGUUGAUUUGUUGGGUCAGGGCAUUUUGGGUUGUUUUUUCAUUUGUUUUUAUUUUCGGUUCUCCUUUGGGACAUUGACCUGUUCAUAAUGAGGGGAAGGGAAGCUCCCACCCCCUCUGGACCUGCUGACAGCUCCUGUCUGCAUCCUUCCCCCUCGCUGUAGAAGUCAUGAGUCUUUCCUUUUCUUCAAUCACUACACCAUAACCGGUUACAGACUUGAACUGGGGGAGUUCCUCUUCCAGCCUCCUCAUCUCCCACCUCGGAGCACAGGUCAGGCUUCUCAAUCCCUUCCUGGCUAACUAAGAGCCACAGGAUGUCAGGAGGAGUGACUUUCCCAACAGGCAAGCUAAAGGAAGGAGGAAUGGGGGCAGCUGUACCCCACAGCAACCAUGCUGGGAGGACAUCUCUGUCCUGCAGCUUCUUGUGUGUGACAUGUGGGAGCAGCAGGACAGGUUCAAGACCAUCACAUCCCUGCUGAUCCUCUGCCUCAUCAAGUAGAACAUCAGCUACCAGCUGCAUCUUUUUUUGUACCAAAUACGAAAUAAAUCCACCCUGUGCCGUGUGGUUUUAAUAGA
This is a messenger RNA of Colius striatus (speckled mousebird), 1078 nucleotides long. RefSeq names its product translocase of outer mitochondrial membrane 22 (gene TOMM22). The record is from RefSeq and is a predicted model, not a curated record. Bases 22 to 441 code for a protein of 139 amino acids. NCBI's taxonomy places the organism in Eukaryota, Metazoa, Chordata, Aves, Coliiformes, Coliidae. Gene Ontology annotation, biological process: intracellular protein transport. The transcript has 4 exons. Gene Ontology annotation, cellular component: mitochondrial outer membrane.